Lolium perenne is the source of this 658-nucleotide messenger RNA. NCBI's taxonomy places the organism in Eukaryota, Viridiplantae, Streptophyta, Magnoliopsida, Poales, Poaceae. The record is from RefSeq and is a predicted model, not a curated record.
UAUAUAUACAGGAAUUUGGGGACGGGAGGGCAUCAGAAGUGAAGGAUUGAUAGAGCCGGCGGCGAGAACAAAACUAGAGAUCUGCGAACCGCGUUCCGAGGGAGAUCUGCCAACGGGAUAAUCGUCGAUGGCGACAGCACUUGGGUUUGCGGCGAGGAAAAUCUGCAGUCGAGCCCUUGAGCGACCAGCGCAGCAGCUAUUUUCGACGGCCGCUUCAGCGGUUGUCAAAGAGGAGCAGCGGAUGCUGCUGCCAAGGAUUAGCCAUGGCGGGAGCUCACUUCGUCGGUUCAGCUCCUCCGAAGCACCAAAUCUUCUUAAUAAUAACAAGCAUCUGCCUUGUGAAGCAAAGUCAGGCCUCUCCAAGCGAAUAGAGGAGAAGAAACAUGAGCUGCUCGAUCUGCUCCGACAGAUGGAAGGAGAUUAUUCCAAGCUCAAUGAGCCGAAGGAGCUUCAACAUUUGCUUCAGCGAUCUAAUGAAAGAUUCUUAGCCACCCACUCUAAUGUAACAGUGGGCGCAAUUUUAGCGGCAGCUGUUACCGUGUCUGUGGGGUACAAAUUUGUCUUAGGGCGGAAAGAGAAGUAAUAGUUAAUGCUGCACAUGUGCGUCUUACUGAACCUUUAUUAUCCACUACAUCUUACUGAACCUUUUUGAGCUUUA